AUGAGUGAUAACUCUUCUUUUGAUGCUGAAACCUCCAGCAUCAAUAAUUCAGAUGAAGAAAUCUCCUCAACAGAGGUAUCUUCUAAUGAGCACGCUUCCAGCGAACAAUCUUUCAAUACCUCUAGGUCUAGUCACUCCGAAACCCAAUCAAAUCAAUCAGUUGAGGAAUAUUCUUCCAGCUCAGACCAAGAUGAGGACGAUGAAACGGCUUCCGAUAAUGAAGAAAGUUCUGUAACAGAUAGAGAAGAGAUCUUCACCUCCGAUAAUUGUUCAGAAAACUCUGGUCCAGAUGAUCCACCAUACUCGUUUAACUCUGAUACCCAAUCCGACUCAUCCGAAAGUGAUUCAGCUCCUCCUGAUACUAGCGAACAACACCAAAAAAAUAUAGUUCAAAAUCUACUCUCAACUGGCUACAAAGGUCCCCAUAUCUUAAAAAUUCUUUGGGAUGAACAUGGAAUACAGAUGUCUGCUAGAACUCUCAGUCAAAAACGAAAAGAAUGGGGACUCCGAUUAUGCGAUCUUGAACAAGCACCACCUCCCACACCACUAUCUCCCAAGAUUCGAGCCUCACUAGUUUCCUCACACUCCAAAGGAAUGAAUCUAAACGAGAUUCAGGCACAGCUAGCUAAUGAGACAAGUGUCAAUGUAUCCAUCCGUACCAUCAAGCGCUACUUAAAACAGCUUAACUUGAAACUUCUUCGAAACGAUGUAACUCAUGGUAAAAUUACUAUUCAGCAAGUACAUGAUGCUAUCCACGAUGCUCGAACUAGAAGGCUACAAAGUGAUGCUGGCUAUCGAAGGAUGAGAAUGAUCCUCAUGAGGGAAUAUGAUAUUCAAAUCCCACAACGGUUAGUCUAUGAUGUUCUCAGGGAAAUCGAUCCAGAGGGUAUGGCUGCUCGACUACGAGGUGUAUGCAAACGUCAAAUAUAUCAAACAAAUGGACCCAACCACAUCUGGUCCAGUGAUGGACAUGAUAAGUUGAAGCGCUUUGGACUUACCAUAUACGGAUUCGUCGAUGCCUGGUCAAGAAAAAUUCUUGGGAUGUUUGUUCAUGUAACAAACAACGACCCUCGCCACAUUGCGGUGUACUUCCUUCAACUUGCAUCUAAGGCUGGUGGAAUCCCACUCCUACUCACAACCGACUGUGGUACCGAAACUGUUAAAAUGGCUAGGUGUAUGAUGGAAUUAACAUAUACUCACAUGGAAAUCUCACUGGAAGAUGCAGCAAAGCGAAUGCAUUACACCAAGUCGACACAUAAUCAAAAAAUUGAAUCCCUUUGGUCUCAGAUGAUGAAGCAGCACAACCGUGCAAUCAAACACGAUAUUCAAAGUCACAUUGAAGAUGGGAGUUAUGAUGACCAAGAUGAUGUUCAAAAACUCUUGUUUCUAUUUCUGUGGGUUCCUGUACUCCAAGCAAGUGUUGAUAGCUGGGUUGAUACGUAUAACAACUACCGAAAGCGACGGGAUCAUCUCACCACACUUCCAACCGGUGUAAGCUCGGAGUUUGCAUAUAGCACCCCUGAAUAUUUUGGAACCACCAAUCAACUCCUCAAGAUGCCUUCCUCAGAUAUCGACUUGAUGUUACAGACAGACUACCCGAAUCUUGAUUUGUUAUUUGCUCAUACUCCUCUUGACUUUCAUGAAGUGGCAAUUGAAGUCAUGGGGAAUCUUGGUUGGGAUUUUUCUCAAAUUAAUACAGGAAAUGUAUGGUUUGUUUUUCAUGAAAUGCUCCCCCAUGUUGUUGCCCAAUAUAUCCCACCAACUGACUCAUCCAGUGAAUACGACUCCCAUCUUUCCAACGAAUCUGGAUCACACAUUUCCAAUGUUUCUGAAUCUUACAUCAGUACUUCUUGUAACCACUCAUCAUCUGAAUAUGAAACCCCUUAA
This is a messenger RNA of Puccinia graminis f. sp. tritici CRL 75-36-700-3, 1887 nucleotides long. RefSeq lists its product as uncharacterized. The record is from RefSeq and is a predicted model, not a curated record. The transcript has 3 exons. Gene Ontology annotation, molecular function: nucleic acid binding. Gene Ontology annotation, biological process: DNA integration. Bases 1 to 1887 code for a protein of 628 amino acids. NCBI's taxonomy places the organism in Eukaryota, Fungi, Basidiomycota, Pucciniomycetes, Pucciniales, Pucciniaceae.